Molecule: messenger RNA, 1050 nt
Organism: Aspergillus puulaauensis
Lineage: Eukaryota; Fungi; Ascomycota; Eurotiomycetes; Eurotiales; Aspergillaceae
Product: bZIP transcription factor
Exons: 2
Coding region: 1-1050 (349 amino acids)
Source: RefSeq, a predicted model, not a curated record
AUGCCCCCGAAACUACGAUCAAAACGCCCUGGUCGUCCCCGUCUAGACGCAGCCAGCAACGCCAUUCUGUCCGACGACCGCCGCGACCAGGUCCGUCGCGCCCAGAAGGCCUACCGACUGAAGAAAGAAGCCACUUUUCAAAAUGCAACUGCCCGUGCUGAACAAUUAGAAGCACGUAUGCGCGAGGCCGCUAACGAGGUAAUGGGAUUGGAUAAUGCCGCUGGCGAGGCGGCGCUGCAUCUCUCUCAUCCUGAUAUCUAUGCACGGUUGCAGCGGCUUCGUGGGAUCUUGACGAGUAUAGACUCUGGCUCCAUUGUAGCGUCUGAAUCUCCAAAGGGGGCUGUGUCUGCGCAUCGAUUCCGCAGUUCAGAGGCGUAUCUUGAAAUCCCUCCCGCCGUUCCGGCAAAGGAAUAUACAUAUUCCUUCCAGGAAACACACUUCGCCAGGCGUCUGCAGCGGUACUGCCUCGAGCACGCAUACCGUCUCUUCACAGGAUCCGGAUCCGGGUCUGACACUGACCCGCGCGACAUCUAUCGCGUAUUCCGCCUCAUGCCUUGCAUUAGAGACCAUGAGAAGACACAGCCGCGGUUUCUGGCGUUGUUGAAUGGGGGCCAGCAUGAUCCGCUCGAGGUCUUGAGCCUCCCGUUCUAUACUGUUGGUGGUGCGGGCAUGCACUACCCAGAUGUUGAUGAGUCUGGGAGGGUAAUAUACCCUGGUAAUAGGCGUGUUCCGGGGCGGAUUCUGGGGAUCUUGCCGACGGCUGAUCGAGACUCCAAGGGCUCUCGGGAGCUGUUGGAGGUUUGUGGGUUUGGGGGAGAGUGGUUUGAUAGUCGUGAUGUAGAAGGGUAUCUCAAGCAGAAUGGGGUUGAUGUACAGGGAGGGUUAUUUCCCCUUGUGCAGAACAGGAUGGGGCCAUAUGUAUUGGAUGUUGAAGGAUUCUUUUCGAGGCUUGUGACUGGGUUCGUCAUUCUCGGCCGGGCACCUGGGUUCAGGAAGACAGAGGUUAAGAGGGCGUUCCGGGCGUCGUUAAGGGCCAAUGGAACUGUCUGA